This is a messenger RNA of Exophiala aquamarina CBS 119918, 1911 nucleotides long. RefSeq lists its product as uncharacterized. Lineage: Eukaryota; Fungi; Ascomycota; Eurotiomycetes; Chaetothyriales; Herpotrichiellaceae. Gene Ontology annotation, biological process: DNA-templated transcription; regulation of DNA-templated transcription. Gene Ontology annotation, molecular function: DNA-binding transcription factor activity, RNA polymerase II-specific; zinc ion binding; DNA binding. The transcript has 4 exons. The record is from RefSeq and is a predicted model, not a curated record. Bases 1 to 1911 code for a protein of 636 amino acids.
AUGACUGACCGACAAACGUCCGCUCAUGUUUCCUAUCACUUACACGGGAUGUCAGGUCGGAAGCUUGCGAAGCGAGCUUGUGAUGGCUGCAAAAUCAGGAAGAUCAAGUGCACCGAGCUCGCUCCAUGCGACGGUUGCAUAGCCGCCGGCAUUGCUUGUACCUUUGUCAAGCAUGCAUCCACCAGAGGUCCGAGAAGGCCGAGAAAGAGCACGUUGGACGAAAUACGUCGAACACAGCGGGAAUGGGAGGAUCUCGGAUUGGCUGAAGCCGCACCUCCUGUUCCCGUUGUUCAUACCAAGCUCGACUCGGAAUCAGUCUUUGCGCCCAAUAAGGUUGCCGCCUUGGUCUUACAGCUCUGUGUCUAUCGUUUGCGCAUGUACCCAGUAUGGCCAGUCAUCAAGGUGGAGAGGCUUGUUGCCUCGUUGCAGAAGCCAGAGCCAGACAUUGAGGUCUUUGCAUUGGCCUAUGCCGUCGCUGCUGCUACCAUUGCACAGAUUAGGACAAUAACCUCAAACCAACCUGGCCAAGUGACGGCUGAGAUGAUGGAAGCUCAGUGCCAAUAUGCAAAAGCCCAAAGGAACAAGAAUCAACCUCCAGACCUAACUACGGUUCGCAUUCCCUUCUUCUUGCAUAUUUAUUACGAGAACCUGGAACCGGGUGGACUGCAGUCCAUUACCCAUUUACGUGAAGCGAUUGCGAUUGCUCAUAUGAUUGGGCUGCACCGCGAAUCAUACUACGUGAAUGUGCAACCAGAAGAGCAGGAAAUUCGACGACGGACCCUGUGGCUUCUCUUUGUCACUGAACGAGGGGUAUCCAUCCUUCACAAGUUGCUAGUAGUCAUCAAGACAAAAAUCGCAUUCCCUAGCACAAAUGACACAGACGAACGUGACGUUUUGUUGGCUUAUCAGAGGCUGAUUACUAUGUUUUGGUCCUUCGAUCAAGCAGGUGUAUUCGAGCAUCUUGACAGCCAGGAUUUUGAUUUCUCAAAUGCCACACCGCUAAGCGAACCAGUUCAGACGAAAGCUUUGGCGGCAAUGCGCAAACAGCUUGACGAAGAGGCUGGAAAAUCCUCUCAUCGGAUGAAUGAUAUCCAAGCACUAGACAUAUUAGUCACACGACAGUGGAUGCGUAUAAUAAUCUGGCGUCUUUCUCAAAGCCAUGGGUUCUUCUCACAGGGCGCGAAGAGUGCCGCCAGCUCGCUGAAUGAACCCAUAUUUAUCGCGAGAGAAUUUCUCCAAGUUAUAUGCCAGAUGCCUGAAACGGCCAUUGAAUCCCACGGUCCAGCUCUGGAAACUAAAGUGUUUGAAAUUGCAAGCUCCGUAGCAGACGCUAUGGCACUGGGAUUUACAGGGUUCAACCAGCUUGCUCAGCCAGACCCGGACAUGGCUCAAGAUGCACUGCUACGAUUACAAAGGCUUCUUGGUCGCAACAAUGGCUCGACAGGUUAUUUCGAGUCGAGUCUCAGAUUUUCGCCCGCACACCCCCACGACGAUCCGACGUUGGAGAAUAUGGAGAUUGAGAAGCAACUGCAGGUCGACGGCUUCGAUUUCACCAACGUUCUGGGCCCGGUCGACAGUCCUGACACGGAAUCCUUGGCGGAUGAUUCGUCAGCUCAGGUAUCCCCGUCGAAUUCUACUCAGCUACAGGAAGUGUUUGGACAACAAGCUCCUAACCCGGUGUGGGGCUCUAAUCAAGGCCCAACGGCGGACUUGGGUUUUGUGGAUGCACAGAAUCGCUUCCGAUCGUGGCAAGACAUCAAUUUCAAUACAAACGCACUCGAAUCCAAUGCGUCAAUCCUUCCUGGACAGCUGGGAGACACCACCGGCGUUGAUGUCAGUCACACACAUAGAUCAUCUGUUUACUCUGAACCACUUGAUGUGUCGCAGCUCAAUCUCUGGUACAUGAAAUAG